UGACAGUGUAAACAUCAGUGUGUCAGUGCCUGUACACUUUGGGUGAACUUAGCAAACUUUCGAUUUUCUUUAAUCGACAGACCAUUUCACUUGAGGCAAAACGAAAGGGAAAACAAUGAGUGGAGGGGAAUCCAGGAGAGGCUCAUGGAGGGGUGGGAGUGGAGGAUGGAGAGGAAGAGGAGGAGGAGGAGGAAGUGGUGGUGGUGGUGGUGGAGGAUGGAGAGGAGGUGGUGGAGGAUGGAGAGGAGGUGGGGGAGGAUGGAGAGGUGGUGGGGGAGGAUGGAGAGGAGGUGGAGGAGGAUGGAGGAGUAGACCAUGGAGAGGAGGAUCAGGGGGAGGAGGAAGGGGUUCAGGAGGAGGAGGGUGGAGAGGUGGAGGUAGUCCUGGGUCAGGAGGAUCAGUUAAUACCUUCAGCAGUCAGAGAGCUCUUUGUCAGACUACCCUAGAUGCACUGUGUCCGUACAAAGGAUGGGCACUCUACUUCACAGAAGGCUUCAUACAGAGCUCACCUAGUGUGGAGAAGAUUAAAGUGUUUGAGAAAUAUUUCACUUCCAAGAUUCAGCUGUAUGACAAGGAUGAGAUUGAGCGUCAGGGCAGCGUUCUGGUGGAUUACGCAGACUUGACUGGAGACAAGACUGUGUGUAGAGCGCUUCCUGACCUAACCACAGAGCUGAAGGAACAGCCAGAGCUGAUACUCAACUGUUUGGGAGUGGCUAUUCACCAGGUGUUGACUAUAGAUUUGGAGAAACAGGCUGCUGAGUUGCAAGGGGAAGAGCUUCCUGUUAACACGCCAAUCAUCAACAUCCCUCACAUUAGUGCGAGGCUGUAUAACUAUGAACCGCUGACUCCGCUGCGGACACUGCGUGCCAGUGUGUUUGGGCGGCUGGUUUGUGUGAAGGGAACAGUGGUCAGAGUUAGCAAUAUCAGACCUUUCUGUACCAGGAUGGCCUUCAGAUGUCUGGGCUGCUCACACACACAGUCUCUGCCACUGCAGCAUGGGAAAUAUGCAACACCUACCAAGUGUAUCCAGCCUGACUGUCGCAGUCGUUCCUUCACCCCCAGCCGGAGUUCUCCUCUUACACACACUGUAGACUGGCAGAUUAUCAAGGUGCAGGAGUUGAUGAGUGGAGAGCAGAGGGAGACUGGACGAAUCCCACGCACCGUGGAGUGUCAGCUGACCUCCGACCUCUGUGACAGCUGCGUCCCUGGAGACACUGUAACUGUGACAGGGAUAGUUAGAGUUACCAGCGAUGGUAGUUCCCGGGGGAAUAGGGAUCAGUGUAUGUUCCUCCUCUACCUUGAAGCCACAUCAGUCAGUAAUACUAAAGGUCAGCACUCCAAGUCAGGUCAGGGGUCAAGAGGGUCGCUUGAAGAUCAUUCUGGAGGUGAGGAGUUCAGUCUGAAAGAGCUGUAUGCCGUCCAGGAGAUCCAGUCUCAGCCUGACUUACUGAGACUCAUAGUACACUCUUUGUGUCCUGUCAUCUAUGGCCAUCUCCUGGUGAAAGCUGCCCUCGCCUUGGCCUUGUUUGGUGGCAGACAGAAACACACAGACAAGAACAGCGUUCCAGUCAGAGGAGACCCACACAUCCUGAUGGUGGGAGACCCUGGACUGGGGAAGAGUCAGAUGUUACAGGCAGUGUGCAACGUCGCUCCCAGAGGAAUUUACGUAUGUGGCAACAGCACCAGCACCACAGGAUUAACAGUGAGUUUAUCCCGAGAUGCAGGAACAGGAGAUUAUGCUUUGGAGGCUGGAGCCCUGGUGCUGGCUGACCAAGGUUUGUGCUGCAUUGACGAGUUUGAUAAAUUGGGCCACCAGCAGCAGGCUCUGUUGGAGGCCAUGGAGCAGCAGUCUGUGAGCCUGGCUAAGGCCGGAAUAGUUUCCUCUCUGCCUGCCAGAACGUCAGUCGUAGCUGCUGCAAACCCAGUCGGAGGACAUUACAACAGAGGCAAGACUGUCUCUGAGAACCUCAAAAUGGGCUCAGCUCUCCUCUCUCGCUUUGACGUUGUCUUCCUCCUCCUGGACAUCCCAGAUGAGUCACAUGACCGCCGCCUGUCGGAGCACGUCAUGGCAAAUAGGGUAGGAAAAGGCAGAACCAGCAGUGCCACAGUCACCAGGGCCAACAGUGAAAUGGACACCUCCAUCCUGCUAGAACACUCAGACAUGCCGCUGUCUGAACGCUUGCAGAUCCCCGCAGGUGAAACUGUAGACCCCAUUCCAGCCUGCUUGUUAAGGAAGUACAUCAGCUAUGCUCGUCAGUACGUCCAUCCCUCGCUCUCUCCGGAAGCAGCACAAACACUUCAGGACUUCUACCUCUCACUAAGAUCUCAGUCGCACUCUGCCGACACUACACCCAUCACCACAAGACAACUGGAGUCUUUAAUUAGAUUAACCGAGGCAAGAGCCAGGCUGGACCUCAGAGAGACGGCUACCAAGAGUGAUGCUGACGAUGUGGUGGAGAUCAUGAAGCACAGUCUGGCUGAUACAUAUUCAGAUGGUCUGGGCAAUCUGGACUUUGACCGCUCUCAGCUUGGAUCAGGCAUGAGUCAGCGGAGCGCUGGAAAACGACUGAUCAACGCUCUGCACUCUCACGCACAGAGGACCAGUCAGAAGCAGUUUGACCUACAGAUGCUUCGAAGUAUCGCAGACAAACUGAACAUCAAGGUGAUGGACUUUGAAGGUCUGGUGAGCUCCCUGAAUGAACAGGGUUUCCUCCUGAAGAAAGGAUCCAAGCUGUACCAGCUGCAGACAGUCUGAUUCAGAAUAUGUGCGUACUCCUAACUGCACCUCGCUGCCAGGUCAGUGUCAGGGAUUCAUGAAAAGGGUAUCUCUCUGUAGAAAAGAAAAAGAAAAAACAAACUAAACAAAUGUAUGACUGAUUGUACUUGUGAUUUGGGUUUAAUUGCAUUAGACAUUACAGACAUUAGACAAGACCCACCUCUUCAAUGAUGGGUUUUGUUACAGAUAUCUUUAUCUAAAUAAAGAUAUAAUUUAUUUUUUCCAGAAUUUAAACGCAUAACUGGGUUUAGACUGGUUUAUCCUAAUAGUCAUAUACACAUGCUUUCAUGUUAUUUUAACGGUACAUGGUGACUGUUUCAAACAACAGCUGUAGCUGAAUCUUGUUUUUCCAGUAUUUUCAAAGUAAGGUCAGACUUGGACGAUGUGCUGAGCGUCUGAGAGAAAUGGGGAUGUACUUAUAUUUGAUAAAUAUUUAAUACAUGAUUAUACCUUUUCACUGUUGACUUUUCCAUACAAUUUGUUUUCUACAUACAUGACUUUGUACUAGAAACACUUCAGUACAGUUAAAAUGUGCUAUAUUUAUUCAUUGUUAUAUUUAUGUAUAUAAAAUGACAUAUGUAUUUAUGUGUAAAUGUUUGGUGUUAAGUAUCUUGGUAAAGAUCAGUUUAAUUGAAACAGUUGCUUCCAGUGAUGCAGCUUGUCCUCAGUCUAUAGGACAGUUUCUGCUGCACUCAGUAAGAGAAGUAGUUGCUUGAUAACAAUGGGUAACAUCCACUGAGGUUGUUUCUCAUUAAACUCAAACAUUGAGCAAUCACACAAUAUUUUUUUUACAUGUCAUGAUAUAAAUAUCCAAAGCUGCUGCCCAUUUAAUUUGAUCGUCGAAAAAGCUAAGCAUACAUUUUUUUCGUCUCAUUUUUCUCUGAUGCUCUUUAUUAUCUGCUAUUUCUGGUUACUUUCUGUAUGGUAUGCAAUUUGUUAGUUAACAUGAAACAUUCAGUUAAUAAAUUUUUUCUAAAUAC
Molecule: messenger RNA, 3756 nt
Organism: Seriola aureovittata
Lineage: Eukaryota; Metazoa; Chordata; Actinopteri; Carangiformes; Carangidae
Gene: mcm8
Product: minichromosome maintenance 8 homologous recombination repair factor
Exons: 21
Coding region: 116-2755 (879 amino acids)
Biological process (GO): double-strand break repair via homologous recombination
Cellular component (GO): MCM complex; nucleus
Molecular function (GO): ATP hydrolysis activity; ATP binding; single-stranded DNA binding
Source: RefSeq, a predicted model, not a curated record